Closterium sp. Naga37s-1 is the source of this 4539-nucleotide messenger RNA. The record is from the annotation of a GenBank genome assembly. Lineage: Eukaryota; Viridiplantae; Streptophyta; Zygnematophyceae; Desmidiales; Closteriaceae.
AUGUCCCCUGGAAUAACAGUUCCUCCCUUCCCCCCCGCACCCGCUGCUGAGGGGACGGGGCGAAUUUCCGGGAAAACGUUGCGGGGACGCUGGGCACAUCUGGCGGACCAAUCCGUGGCUGCCACGUGUAUCAACGCCAUCCGCAUGCUGGUGGUGGAUGCAGUCAACAACGUCAACGCGGGCCAUCCCGGGUCCGCCAUGGGGCUGGCGCCACUUGGCGCGCUGCUAUUCGCCGAGGAGAUGCGCUUCGACCCCGCCGAUCCCGCGUGGCCCAAUCGCGACCGCUUCAUCCUGAGCAACGGCCACGUGUGCCUGCUGCAGUACUGCCUGCUUCAUCUAACGGGAUACAAUCUCCAGAUGGAGGACCUGAAGCGCCUGGCGAAGCUGGGGAGCAAGACGCCUGGGCACCCCGAGAACACCCUCACUCCGGGGAUAGAGGUCACCACAGGCCCGCUGGGGCAGGGCUUUGCGAAUGCGGUGGGGGUGGCAGCAGCCGAAGCACACUUGGCUGCUCGCCUCAACACCGUUGACUUCCCUCACCUCGUUGACCACCACACGUUCGUUGUAUUUGGCGACGGCUGUGCGAUGGAAGGCGUGGUGAACGAGGCAGCGUCCCUGGCAGGCCACUGGGGGCUGGGGAAGCUCAUUGCCUUCUAUGACUCCAACCAGGUCACCAUAGACGGCAGCACAGCCCUCGCCUUCUCUGAGGAAGACGUCCUGGGCCGCUUCGCCGCGCUGAGGUGGCACGUGCAACUAAUCACACUGCGCGACGCCGCUGACCUGGAUAGCCUGCGAGCCGCCAUUCAAGCCGCCAAGAGGGAAACCCACCGGCCAUCAAUCAUUCAAGUGGACACGUUGAUCGGGUUCGGCUCCCCCAAGAAGCAGGGCACCAGCGCGGCCCACCAUGGGGCGUUUGGAAAGGAGGAGACUGAAGCCAUUAAGAAGACGCUGCACUGGCCCUACAACGAGCCGUUUACUGUUCCCGAGGAGGUGUACAGGGCCAUGCAUAAGGCGGCUGCGCGUGGCCAAUCAGCGGCUGCCAGCUGGAGGGAUCGGGUGGCGCAGUACCGCCAACGCCACCCGGACCGGGCGGCGCUUUUGGACGCACUCACAUUGCCUGGGCGGCUGCCAGCUGGCUGGGAGGACUCGUUGCCGCACUUCCAACCAUCAACUCCUCCCGAUGCCACGCGUGGUUACUCUGAAGCGUGUCUCAACGGCCUCGUGCACUCGCUGCACAACCUGCUGGGCGGCAGUGCUGACCUGGCAUCCUCCAAUAAGGUGGCCUUUCACGGGCUUCCGGACUUCUCCCGGGAGUGCUUUGAGGGCCGCAACUUCCACUACGGCGUGCGCGAGCAUGCCAUGGCUGCCAUCAGCAACGGCCUUGCCCUGCACUCACGGGCGCUCAUACCAGUGGCAGCCACCUUCCUCGUCUUUUCCGACUAUAUGCGGCCGGCGCUGCGCCUCGCCGCCCUCUCCGCCGCCCGUGUGCUCUUUGUCUUUACCCAUGACUCCAUCGGGCUGGGGGAGGACGGCCCCACGCACCAGCCAGUGGAGCACCUGCCAUCCCUCCGGGCAAUCCCCAACCUCCAUGUCAUCCGCCCCGGCGACGCCACCGAGACAGCUGGCGCCUACGUGGCGGCGAUCUGGCGCAGCGUGGGGCCCACCGCGAUCCUGCUGUCCCGUCAGAAGCUGACAGCUCAGCUCCGGGGGUCGUGCAGGGAGGGGGUGUUGAGGGGGGGAUAUGUGCUGGGAGGGGAGGGGAGGGAAGAAGAGGAGGAGGGGGAGGGAGGAGAAGGUGGAUUGGAUUUGAUUCUGAUUGGGUCAGGAUCGGAGCUGGUGCUCUGCCAGGAAGCUGCUGAGAAGCUUCGCCAGGAAGGGUGCAGCGUGCGGGUGGUGUCGCUCCCCUGCUGGGAGCUCUUCAGGCAGCAGCCUAGGGAGUAUCGGGACGCUGUGCUGCCGCCACGUGUCACCAAACGACUGGCUGUUGAGGCUGCUCGCUCCCAGUCCACUGCUCGCAUCCCCUCCUCUCACACCCCUCUUCCCACAACCCUCCUUCCACACCUUUUCUCCCACACCUCUCCUUCCACACCCCUUCUCCCACACCUCUCCUUCCACACCCCUUCUCCCACACCUCUCCUUCCACACCCCUUCUCCCACACCUCUCCUUCCACACCCCUUCUCCCACACCUCUCCUUCCACACCCCUUCUCCCACACCUCUCCUUCCACACCCCUUCUCCCACACCUCUCCUUCCACACCCCUUCUCCCACACCUCUCCUUCCACACCCCUUCUCCCACACCUCUCCUUCCACACCCCUUCUCCCACACCUCUCCUUCCACACCUUUUCUCCCACACCUCUCCUUCCACACCCCUUCUCCCACACCUCUCCUUCCACACCCCUUCUCCCACACCUCUCCUUCCACACCCCUUCUCCCGCACCUCUCCUUCCACACCCCUUCUCCCACACCUCUCCUUCCACACCCCUUCUCCCACACCUCUCCUUCCACACCCCUUCUCCCACACCUCUCCUUCCACACCCCUUCUCCCACACCUCUCCUUCCACACCCCUUCUCCCACACCUCUCCUUCCACACCCCUUCUCCCACACCUCUCCUUCCACACCCCUUCUCCCACACCUCUCCUUCCACACCCCUUCUCCCACACCUCUCCUUCCACACCCCUUCUCCCACACCUCUCCUUCCACACCCCUUCUCCCGCACCUCUCCUUCCACACCCCUUCUCCCACACCUCUCCUUCCACACCCCUUCUCCCACACCUCUCCUUCCACACCCCUUCUCCCACACCUCUCCUUCCACACCCCUUCUCCCACACCUCUCCUUCCACACCCCUUCUCCCACACCUCUCCUUCCACACCCCUUCUCCCACACCUCUCCUUCCACACCCCUUCUCCCACACCUCUCCUUCCACACCCCUUCUCCCACACCUCUCCUUCCACACCCCUUCUCCCACACCUCUCCUUCCACACCCCUUCUCCCACACCUCUCCUUCCACACCCCUUCUCCCACACCUCUCCUUCCACACCCCUUCUCCCACACCUCUCCUUCCACACCCCUUCUCCCACACCUCUCCUUCCACACCCCUUCUCCCACACCUCUCCUUCCACACCCCUUCUCCCACACCUCUCCUUCCACACCCCUUCUCCCACACCUCUCCUUCCACACCCCUUCUCCCACACCUCUCCUUCCACACCCCUUCUCCCACACCUCUCCUUCCACACCCCUUCUCCCACACCUCUCCUUCCACACCCCUUCUCCCACACCUCUCCUUCCACACCCCUUCUCCCACACCUCUCCUUCCACACCCCUUCUCCCACACCUCUCCUUCCACACCCCUUCUCCCACACCUCUCCUUCCACACCCCUUCUCCCACACCUCUCCUUCCACACCCCUUCUCCCACACCUCUCCUUCCACACCCCUUCUCCCACACCUCUCCUUCCACACCCCUUCUCCCACACCUCUCCUUCCACACCCCUUCUCCCACACCUCUCCUUCCACACCCCUUCUCCCACACCUCUCCUUCCACACCCCUUCUCCCACACCUCUCCUUCCACACCCCUUCUCCCACACCUCUCCUUCCACACCCCUUCUCCCACACCUCUCCUUCCACACCCCUUCUCCCACACCUCUCCUUCCACACCCCUUCUCCCACACCUCUCCUUCCACACCCCUUCUCCCACACCUCUCCUUCCACACCCCUUCUCCCACACCUCUCCUUCCACACCCCUUCUCCCACACCUCUCCUUCCACACCCCUUCUCCCACACCUCUCCUCCUACCCCCCCGCUCCCACAACUACACUCACCCCACACACCCCUAGCCCCAUACACACCCCUCAUCCCACACCUUUCAACCCACGCAUCCCAUCUCCUCCACCCCCUCCUUCCCGAUCCCCCUCCCCUCACACCCCUCCUCCCACACCCACACGUCCUCACCCCAUCCUCACCCCAUCCUCACCCAUCCUCACCCCAUCCUCACCCAUCCUCACCCCAUCCUCACCCCAUCCUCACCCAUCCUCACCCCAUCCUCCUGUGCUCACACACCUUCUCCCAGACCCUUCUCCCUGCACUCCCUUUCCUCCGUUGUACCCCUCAACCCACGCCCCUCCUCCCACACAUUCUUACUCCACACACCCCUUCCACUCCAUCUCCUUGCACUCCCUCCCCCACACUCCUCUCUCUUUCCCUCUGCUCCCCACACUCCCACUUCCUCACCCUCCUUGCUCAUUCCCUUCCCUUCCCUGCCCUGAACCUAGCCCGUGUGAGGCUCUUGGCAGCGAGAACUUUGGACACACACAGAUUGCUCAGAUGCACCCGACGGCUGCUGUGGUGGUUCUGCUACGUGCUGCUGUGCUUCAAACGGAUGACCCAGAUGCUGCCCCAACUGCUCCUGCAACUGCUGCACCAACUUCUGCCCUGAUUCCCGCCCCAAAUGCUGCUCCAGGUACUUCCAUAGCUCUUGCUGCUGCUGGGUUAGCUGUGAUGGCUGGGUUGACUGCUGAGCCACGCCGUGAGACAACUUAG